This is a messenger RNA of Paramecium octaurelia, 3721 nucleotides long. NCBI's taxonomy places the organism in Eukaryota, Ciliophora, Oligohymenophorea, Peniculida, Parameciidae. The record is from the annotation of a GenBank genome assembly.
AUGAAUGAACUCACAGCAUAAGUUAAUUUAAACGCUAGCCAAUCUCAACAUCCAUCUAACAUACAAUAAAUUGAGGAACAAAGGGUUAAUUAGAAUUAAGAUGCAGAAAUUUAACCAUUACGUGGUGAAGAUCAAUAAAGUUAAUUGUAAGUAGUCUCAUCAUAUCCUAAGAUAAAACAAUCUACAAAAUAGAGAAUAGAAUGCUUAGCAAUAAUAAAAUAGAGUUGAUAAUAGAUAGAGCAUUUAUAUACCACCCUCUCACAUAAAAACUGAUUAAUCAAACUAGUUUUUUGCCAAGGUAAGAAACCCUAACUAUAAUAGAUUCAUAAAAAAGAAAAAAAGAAUAAAAAAUGUUGUUAAGCAUGUUUUCUUCCUAUUGGUUCUCACACAUUUUGUUGUGGAACAGAUAAUACAAAAUAAGAUUUUAAAUAAUUUGGGAUGGGUAUUAAUUUAUAUUUUCGGUUUUUGAAAAAAUUAGGACACUUUUUCAUUAUUUUUACCAUAUUUUCAAUUCCACAAUUAUUCUUUAGUGUGCUAGGUAUUGAUAAUUAAUUAUUAUAGCUUAUGUUGGAAGUGAAUCUCGAGAUACUUCUAAUUCAUUCGAGUUUUUAAUGGCCACUACUAUAGGUGCAACUAGUCUAAAUAAUAAAGAUUGCUAAAUAUAAGCUUAUAGUGCGAGUAAAUUCCCAGAUGAUUAUAUUGAAUUUAAUUUACAGUGUGAAUCUGGCAAUCUUGCUGGAUCAUCAUUUUAUUAUGGCAUAAUAAAUUCAAAUGAAUAAGAUUGCAUUUAUUUGGGUAAAUCUGAAUUAAAUUUAAAUACAACUAAUUAGGAUCGAUUAAAUUCAUUAAGACAAUAAAUCAACUCAAAAGAAGAAUUUUAAUUUUCUUUAAGAAAAUAAGAUUUUGUAAAUGAAGAUCCAACUGGGAAGAGAAUCUAUGCUGGAGCUUACUGUAAAGAAUCAACAAUAACAAUUGGAUCACUGGAAUUAAAAUAAAAAAUAGUACCGAUUAUCUUUGCAUCUUGUGACGCUGUCAUAGUUCUGCUAUUCAUUUAUUUUUUAAUUAGCUUAACUGCUAGUGAAAAUAAAUACAGUAAGAUAUCUUAAAAAGAAACUCCUACCUUAUAGCAUUUUUCCAUUUAGCUAUCAAGAUUACCAAAAAUUGAAAAAUUAAUCAAAUCUUCAAAAAACAAAGAUGAAUUUAAGAAAAAGAAAGAUUUAUUGCUUUUUGAGGUGAAAUAAUUCAUCAAUGAAUAAUUAAAAUUAGUCCUAAAUGAUUAACAAUUAUAGAUUUAUGAUAUUCAAAUUUCAGAAAAUGAAGAGCUAUUGCAAUUAUACAUUCAAUUAAAAUAGAGAAAAGUUAAGAUUUAAGAGCAGUUAGAUCAACUAAAAAUCAUUAAACCCGAUAUAUUUAAAGAUGUCUUAUAGAUGGUAAACAAAUAACAUGAAAAACUGACAUAAACAUUAUAUGAAUAAUUUUACGCCUUAUUUAAAAAUCGGAUAUAGAAUCCUAGUUUAGAGCAAAAAAUAGACUAACCUAAUCAACUUAUUAUAAAAUAUUGGAAAGAAAUAGAUGAAAUAACUUAAAAGAUUGAUGAAAUCUAAUUAGAUGAGAAUUCUAAAUAUAUCUGGGUUACAUUUGAUACAAUAAACUAAAAGGAAAUGGUGUAAAAGAAACUUUAAAGUCUUCCUAAGGAUUGGCUAUAUUAUUAUACUUGUCUUAAAUGUUUUGAUGAUAGAGAGGAACAAGAGAAAUUGUAAAUAUUUUUAAUUAUUUAGUUUACUUAAAAAAUUUAAGCUUUAAGUUAAGGAUGCUCCAAUUCCUGAGAAUAUAAAUUGGAAGAAUUUGAAUUAUUCUAUGAAAUAAAGAUUUUUUAGAUAAUUAUUAAGCAUGCUUUUUACACUAAUUUUAUUAGCCUGCUCAUGGGUGUUAGUAAGUUGGGUAAAUCUUUAGAAGUCUGAUUUUCAAGAAAAAUAUCCAUCAAUAAAUUGCAAUAAUAAAAUCUAUGAUAAUAUUACUAUGGAAUAGGUUCAACAGGAAAUUGAUAAUAAUAACAACUCAGCUAUUAAAGGUUAUGUAGAAUGUUAUUGUAAACCUAAGUUUAGUGAAAUUAUUUAAGGAGAAUAUGAAAUAUGCUAAGAUUGGGGUAAAUAGUAUACAUUCUAAUAAUCAUUACCAUGGAUUAUUGUAGCAGGACUAAUAGCAGUAAAUGUAUUAAUUUAAUACAUAUUAAUCUGUAAGAAUAUAAUAAUAAUUUAGUUUUAUCAAAAUGGGAACGACAUUUGAUGAUUUCAGAAGAAUAUUCAAGCAGAAUUUUGAAGAUAUUUCUAGCUUAGUUUUUAAAUACUGGAUUGAUUCUACUAAUUUCAAAUAUUGAUUUUGGUAAUUCUACUAGGAAUGAUGCUCCAAAGACAAUAAGAUUUCUUUUUGGAGGAAAGUAUGGAGAUAUUGAUUCUAAAUGGUGUCAAAACAUAGGAAUUGUUUUGGUAUAUAUUUAUCAUCUACAAUAGUUAUUAACUUUAUUGAUUAAUAUAUUAACAUAACCUAUUAUGCUUAUGGUUGAGAUAAUUAUUAGAUAUGUAAGAAAGGCUUAUGAUUAAUGUUCAUGCUGUUUAAAUGAGAAGAAAACUAGAUUAUAAAACUAUCAAGAUUUUAAAGAUUUAUAUAAAGGAGAGGAAUUUAGAGUUGAAUUGAGAUAUGCUCAAAUUUUGACUGCCCUUUAUAUAUGCGUUAUGUACAGUCCAGCACUUCCAUUCUUAUAUUUCAUUACCAUGCUGACAAUUUGGUUUCUCUACUUUGUGGAUAAAAUCUCUAGUAAAUCAUUAAAAAUUAAAUUUCUUAGUUUUCAAUACAUAUCGUAAACCUAUUAGAAUAGAUUCAAUAAUUAGUGAAUCAGUGAGAAAAUACUUAUGGAUUGCAGUUGUUAUACAUUUAAGUUUUGCUACUUAUAUUUUUGGAAGUUCUAAUUUAUUUUAUGAAACUGUUGAGGCUGAAAUAGUAAUUGAUUAAUUAUAGAAUGUUUAUGGAUAAGAGAAUGUAGCUGUGGAAUGGUGGGAUAGAUCUUGGAGUUAAAUUCCUAAUAUCAUUUUAUUAAUAAUCCUUGCUUUGAUUGUAAUUUUAAUAAUUUUAUUCUUCUUUUGUUAUAAACCAAUAGUGGGGUUGUUUUCUAAAUGUUUUGCUUGUUGCAAUGAAGAAAUUUAAAAAAAUAAUCCUGGAUUAGAUUAAUAAGAAUAAAGACCUCUUUUAAAAUGUAAAAUUAAUCUAAUUAUUCUAGUUCUAAAAAAUGAAUAAAUAAUUGAAGAUCUGAAAUUCACUAAAUAUUAAAAAGAAGAGACUUCUAAAAUUUAUGAUGACAAAUAUCUCAAAUUAUAGGCAGAAUGCAAAUUACUAAAUGAGAAUAUGGGGAGAGUUCCUUCUAGAAUAAAUCAAGAGAACAGACAAGAUUAAUCAUAAAAUAUAGGUCGACAAUCAGUUGUGAAUAAUAAUGGGAAUUUAUCAUAAAUUACACAAAUUAACAAUAAUGAUGCAAAUUAAAAUGUUGAUGCAGAAAGUUUAAUUAUUAAUUAAGCCUAAGAAGAGAAAAAUUAGAAAAUAAUUGGUUUAAGAUCGUUUAAUAAAGCAGUAUCACUAUUUAUUUAUAUAUUAGUAUAAUAAAACAUAUCAAUAAUACUUUGAGUGGGAAUUCAUUAGAUCCAUUAAUGUAGAUGUGUAACAAUUAUGA